Dermacentor silvarum is the source of this 632-nucleotide messenger RNA. Its product is annotated as bifunctional peptidase and arginyl-hydroxylase JMJD5-like. The record is from RefSeq and is a predicted model, not a curated record. Lineage: Eukaryota; Metazoa; Arthropoda; Arachnida; Ixodida; Ixodidae. The annotation marks the transcript as partial. The transcript has 3 exons.
UGGGCAUUGGUGUCGUUUGCGAACUUAACGCUAGAAGUACAAUACAGACAUUAUGCAUAAUACUGCAUAUUACUGCAUAUUAAUAACUGCAUAUUAAUAGUUGGCAAAUCAAAAUUUAGAAGCGCCGUGAUGUUGUUGUGUAGACCCCAGCUCUAGGUUAAUUGCCUAUUAGUAGGUGAAACAUGAGUACUGGUAUCGUUAUGUAUGAACUCGGUUCACUUUUCGUGUGAUCGGCGUAUUUUUGCCAUCUGUUGAUUUCAUGAUGCUAAUUCGUGCAAUACCGAUUUCACAUUUAAAAGAUGGUUAGCCUUGCCGACAAACAUUUGGGCCUUCCUGUGGCAUUUGUCGCCGAUGACUUCGAUGACGAGGAGGAUCCUGUGAUGUAUCUUUUGAAAGAAUGUGUUAAGUUUGUGAAUCAUCCGCACGCUUGCGAAGACGUGACGACAUUGCAAGAGAACUUCGAAAGUGCGAGGGCAAUUUGUGACAUGUCCUGGGAGAUGUUAAACAUAGGUGACUGGAAGGACGUCCCACCGCGUUGGAGGCGGAUGUACAGCUACGGCAGUUUACUGAAAGCACUUUGUGAACUUGGGCAGGCGAAACCGACGGAGGAUGUUCUGAACACCUGUGACAGG